AUGAAGAUGAUGAAGGUGCUACUGUGGCCCGCUGCUCUUUUUCUAGUGACUGCAUUCACUCUGGAGCCAUCUCACUGUGCCAAGGUGCUGAUCAUGCCCACCAUAGUCUUUGACAGCCACUUGCGAGUCUUCAUGAGAGUGGCAGAGGCACUGACUGAUCGGGGCCACGACCCCGUGCUACUCCUUCAUGAAGGUCGGGACAUGGAAACCUAUCUGCCUGCCUUCCGUGUGCAGAGGUACUGGGGCAUCUUCAGCACAGAGAACGCAGAUGAGUGGGUGCAGGAGAAGAUAAAGCGUGUCUUUCAAGGGAGGAUGACUUCUCUGGAGAUGUUUUCUUUUCUGGAGAAGUACCUGGAAAACUGUGACCUAGUACUGGGAAACUCUACCCUUCUGCAGAAACUCCAGUGUGAGCGCUUUGACCUGCUCUUGGUGGACCCCAAUGAGAUGUGUGGAUUUAUCCUGGCUCACAUCCUACGUGUCAAAUAUGCUGUGAUUUCCACAGGUUUCUGGUUCCCAGCAGAGAUUGGGGCCACUUCCCCCAUUGCCUAUGUCCCUGAAUUCAAUUCCCUGAUGACAGACAGGAUGGGCUUCUUUGGUAGGACUUGGAAUCUUCUAGUCUACAUGAUCACUCGCGUGGCUACAAAGCUGGUCAUCCUGCCCAAGUUUGAACGUCUCAUGGAGAAGCAUAGGGUGGAGCCCAAGACAUCCAUGUUGGACCUUGUUCAUGGAACUAGUCUUUUCUUCCUGUGUAAUGAUGUGGUGUUAGACUUUCCCCGUCCAACACUCCCCCAUGUCAUUUUCACAGGGGGCAUCCUCGCUGAACCUGCAAAGCCCCUUCCAGUGGGUCUGCGUCUCUGGGUGGAAGCAGCAGAGGCAGGUGUAGUUGUUGUCUCCUUUGGCAUUGGGAUCCGAGCUCUUCCGAGCGAUUUGGUGGAGAAGAUGGCUGGCGCGUUUGCUCGCCUCCCACAAAGGGUGGUGUGGAGAUACUUUGGUCAGAAGCCAAGAAACCUGGGUGAGAAUACGCUGAUGAUGGGCUGGCUGCCCCAGAAUGACCUGCUAGGCCACCCUAACGUGAAAGCCUUCGUCAGCCACUGUGGGAUGAAUGGUGUAUUUGAGGCAAUUUAUCACGGUGUGCCAGUGGUGGGAUUUCCUUUCUAUGGGGACCAGUUCGACAUCAUGACCAGAGUGCAGGCAAAGGGCAUGGGUAUCCUCAUGGACUGGAGCAGAGUAAAAGAAGAGGAACUUUACCAGGCUGUUAUCACAGUCAUCUCUGACCCCAGCUACAGAAAAGCAGCCCAGCUCAUCUCGGCUCUGCACCUGGACAGACCGAUGCAUGCUCUCAAUAGGACAGUGUAUUGGCUGGAGUACAUCCUUCGUCACAAUGGGGCACCCUAUCUUCGCCCUGCUGUCUACGACCUCUCCUUAUAUGAGUACUUCUGCCUGGACAUCUUGGCCCUCCUCUUGUUGUGUCUGGCCGGUGCUGGAUUUGUUGUCUACAAAUCUGUGGUGUGGUGCAGAAGGAAGGGGGCCAGUCCUGUGUAUCAGAAUGGCAAUUGCAUGAAAGGCCACUACACAGAAGAGAAAAAACUGCAGUAGUGGCUCAGUGUGUUCCAGGGCGAAUCCUGUCACUGUGAAACGAACUGCUGCUGUGCCAAGAAAUGUAUGGCAUGCAGGCACAGAGAGAGGUGAAAGAUCCGUGGGUCUGGAUGAGAAGAGAGUG
Manacus vitellinus (golden-collared manakin) is the source of this 1720-nucleotide messenger RNA. RefSeq names its product 2-hydroxyacylsphingosine 1-beta-galactosyltransferase. NCBI's taxonomy places the organism in Eukaryota, Metazoa, Chordata, Aves, Passeriformes, Pipridae. The record is from RefSeq and is a predicted model, not a curated record. The coding region runs from base 1 to 1596 and encodes 531 amino acids. The transcript is spliced from 5 exons. Gene Ontology annotation, molecular function: UDP-glycosyltransferase activity.